AGAAUGCUGACUAUGCGAGACAGCUAUAUUAGAACUCGGCUCACUAGCAGUGCAGGCACAGAAAGCAAAUAGCCCACCAUCGAACAGCAUUGCUUUAGUUUAUAAGAAUGCUUUUGCUAAAGAACUCAACAUAAAUUAUGAAAUAAUGAAGUUGUGCUGUUGACGACUGCAAAAGCAGUUUAUAGUUCAUCUUUUUAUCAUCUGUUAUCUGCGUAAAAAGUGCUUCUCUUGCUUGAGCUGUUGUUGAUUUGACAGAACCGUGUGACCCGAUAAGCACUGAUCAUCGGACGAAACGAUCUGCUGUUCCUUCGCUGGAUUUAUUGACAAAGUUACAGGAAAAUUUAUUGUCAUCAUCAAAAAAGACCCAAGCUACAGAGACUGAUAGCUACAGAAAAAUGAUGGUUCUUUUGUACUUCUUUUUGGGAAUAUUAUUGCCAUCUAAAAUAUCAUCCAUUGACUCAGCAAGUUCUGCUGGAUUCAAAAGACAAGUCCGUCAAAGUGAAGCAUUCAAAGUAGCCGAGCAGGCAAUGCUCAAGUCUAUGGGCCUAAAGACUCGACCACGGCCAAGGAAAGGGUUUCGGGUUCCAAAGUAUAUGUUAGAUUUGUACAAUAGCGACAUUGAACAUCCUGAAUGGACUUCCACGAGAUUCAGAUUCGCUAACAAGUGGACGUCAGUGAAUACAGUCAGAGCGUUUCAUCAUCAAGAUGACCUCUUCCAACGUCAAGCUGGCAAAAAGACCAUCAUCAAAUUUGAUCUUUCAACGUUUCCCAAACACGAAGCKGUUCAUUCUGCAGAACUGCGCCUCUUUAAGAAAGAACCAAUGAAACUUGCAAAUAACACGCACAUUAGAAUAAAGUUAUACCGCGUUACGCAGACGAGCUGGCAACCCAUGCUCACUACAACUCUUAUUGAUUCAAGAAUUGUAAAUAUUACAGCAAAAGGUUGGGAGACAUUUGAUGUUCGCACAGCGGUAGAUCAUUGGAUUCGUAACCCGUUGAAUAAUCUCGGUCUUGAAGUACAAAUCACGUCUAGAGAUGGAAAACCGGUCAACAUAUCAGCUACGGAAUUUACAACAAACAUUGAAAAUCGAGAAAAAGAGAGACCACUGCUCGUUACGUAUGCGCACGAUCCACACAAUCACCAUCACGUAAGAAAGAAACGCAGCACUCACUCGUCAAGGAAACGUAAGCGACCCCAAUACUGCAGACGUCAUGCACUAGCUGUAGACUUUAGCGAUGUGGGCUGGAAUGAUUGGAUAGUAGCUCCUCGAGGAUAUGAUUCAUUCUAUUGUGGAGGUGAAUGUCCUUAUCCYAUAACAAAACAUCUGAACGGUACAAACCACGCCAUUGUACAGACCAUAAUUAAGGGCGUUAACCCUAAAGUACCAAAUGUGUGUUGCAUACCUACAACUUUGAGUCCUAUCAAUAUGCUUUACAUGGAUGCAUCUGAUAAAGUGGUGCUUAAAAAGUACAAAGAGAUGGUGGUAGAAGGGUGUGGAUGUCGGUGAUCACWACUGAUGUGGGCUGAUUGCCAUUAUUCGCUACUCAACGCCGUCUCUCCAUGCUAAGACUGCUGAACACAGGGUAUGAAUUGCCCUCAAACCCCUACAGAAGGAAACUACCAUAAAAUAAARUAUCAAGACAUUCCUUGAUACAUAAUAUAUAAAUAGACCGUUUAGCAUGAACUGAGAAUAGGCCAAUAUUAAUCUAGUCCAGUUAAUCCACUUCUCUCGACUAUACACAUCUUAUGUUUUCAAAUUGGCAACGUAUCGUCAAUAUUGAGGAUGUUCGUAUAGAGUGUAGGCUGUGAAGACAAUUGACCCGUGAAAGAAAAUCAUUUCAGCCAGUAAAAAAACAAGGGUAACGAAUACRGUUCGUAAGGGCAAAUUAGCAUAGCUCGUCAAAUAAAACCAGUAUUCACAACCAAUGGAUUGGCUAUUACUAUAAGUUUAUAAAAAAAAUGGCGACUAGAUUUGAAAAUGUUAAACACUAUGUAUUACUCAAAASCAAAUAGAUCAUUAAAUUUCCUUAUUCAUUGGUUGUGAGUAUAAUAAAACUAAUCAUUCUACUGAAUCUCGUGGAAUAAAUAGUCGAUAUUUUACUGUAAUAAAUCCACAAGACUUAAACACGCGUGUUCAAUAAAGUAAGCGCCGUGAUUUUCGUCUUUCAGAAAAACGACAACAUAUGUUCAUGUUAAAUAUAUUAAAUUACGGCUAGAAGGAUUCAUAAUAAUUACUAACAUGUAUUUUUGAAUCACCAUCGUUUUUAACAUGAAGCUAGUGUCAAAAAUACAUGUUUUGAAUAAGUAUGUUUAUGUUACUUUAGUUCUUUUACGAACGACAAGAAUCGGUUCACUAAGUAUUGAAAGUAUACUCAAGCACACGUAUUGAUUCRGCAUUUUUCAUCAAAAAAGAAGAGUUUAGACUGUGGUAAAUUAUGUUUAGCAACUUUUAAAAAUUCGAAAAAAAGUGCGCUUUUGGGGGAACAAUUAAUGGAAAAACUACACGUCAAUUGGCGAUCUCUUUUACACUGCGUUAGCGUCAAAAACAUGCAAAUAUAUUCUUUAACCACCCGUGCAAAUGCAAGAGAUCUGUGAGUAUAGACGACAAUGAAAAUAGUUUGAAAUCUCACGAGUUUUAUCUACAUUUUUGCAUCUUUACACACAAUUGAGGCUAACCGUAAAAGAGAUCGCGAGACUCAACUAUUGCACCAUUCUUCUUAUUGAGAUGUCAAUUUUUAAUAGCCCCAAAAUUCAUCAAAAUUAAUCUACCAAAUUCGUCAAUAGUUAAAUGCUAMGAUUUUUUAAGAAUACGUGAUUGGUGCACGGUCUGAGGCUAACAUUGAUAGCCGUGYGUGACGUCAGUUUGUGACGUCAUUGUCUAUUCCCGUUUUUUAUUCGCUUGUUCAUUUUUUUACUUUGUGUCGAUAUGAAAGUUGAAUAAACCAAAAUUGCUGAAUCAUUAGAAGCACUGUAAAUAAAUAAAUCACAUGACAAAAAAAACCCCUGAA
Molecule: messenger RNA, 3009 nt
Organism: Exaiptasia diaphana
Lineage: Eukaryota; Metazoa; Cnidaria; Anthozoa; Actiniaria; Aiptasiidae
Product: bone morphogenetic protein 4
Exons: 4
Coding region: 396-1508 (370 amino acids)
Biological process (GO): SMAD protein signal transduction
Cellular component (GO): extracellular region
Molecular function (GO): growth factor activity; cytokine activity
Source: RefSeq, a predicted model, not a curated record